Molecule: messenger RNA, 5313 nt
Organism: Papilio polytes (common Mormon)
Lineage: Eukaryota; Metazoa; Arthropoda; Insecta; Lepidoptera; Papilionidae
Gene: Nrx-IV
Product: neurexin-4
Exons: 25
Coding region: 160-4002 (1280 amino acids)
Source: RefSeq, a predicted model, not a curated record
UGAAAUAUUAUUCAGUUUUGGGCGUUUUGGGUGUUGUCCGGUGACAAGCAACGCUUAGCGUAAUGAUUAAACAAUUUAACCCUUACACUUUAAUUUUAAUCGUUUUGUGACUUAUAAAGACCGCUGUUGAUAUUAGUUUCCAAAAAAAAGCAUGAUAUUAUGAUGAGUGCUUCCUUGUAUUAUUUCUUUGUUUUGAUUUCCUUAACAACAAAUUGUAAAGCAGAUUCGCUGAAAUAUUACUACGAUUAUGAAUGCAACGAGCCAUUAGUAGCCAAUGCUAAACUGAGUGCAACUUCCAGUCUAAGGGAUAGAGGUCCAGAUAAUGCUAAGUUAUAUGGUACAACCGCUUGGACGGCGAAGGAGGCGUCAUACUUUCAGCACCUAACCAUUAACCUGGUAGCGCGCAAGGAGCUGCGCGGCAUCGCCACCAGGGGGCGCUACGCUACCGAGGAAUAUGUCUCAGAGUACAUGAUACAGUACUCUGACGAUGGCGAGAGUUGGAGGGAGGUUGCAUCUACGGAUGGUUACGUUCAGAUGUUCGAAGGUAACCACGACGGCAACACGGUGAAGAGGAAUGAAUUCGAAGUGCCUAUAAUAGCUCAGUACAUUAGGAUAAACCCGAUGCGAUGGCGGGACAAGAUAUCCAUGCGCGUUGAAAUCUAUGGUUGUGACUAUGUGGCGGAUACCCUGUACUUCAACGGGUCGUCGCUGGUGAAGAUGGACUUGCUGCGGGCGCCGGUGUCGGCGUCCCGCGAGGUGAUCAGGUUCCGGCUGAAGACGAGCGCGGCGUCGGGCGCGCUGCUGUACUCGCGCGGCACGCAGGGAGACUACGUGGCCUUGCAGCUGCGCGAUAACAGACUGGUCUAUAAUAUUGAUUUAGGGUCGGGUACAGCGACGUCAGUGUCAGUGGGCAGUUUGCUGGACGACAACAUGUGGCACGACGUGGUGGUGUCGCGUCACCGUCGCGACCUCGUGCUGUCCGUUGACCGCGUGGUGGUCACCGCGCGGCUCAAGGGGGAGUUCUCACGACUUAACCUCAAUAGAGCUCUAUACAUUGGUGGCGUACCGAACUUCCAAGAAGGCCUCGUGGUGGACCAGAACUUCACAGGCUGCCUGGAGAACCUGUACCUCAACGCUACUAACGUCAUCCAGGAGGUGAAGCAGGGCUACGACUCCGGGGAACCUUUCAAGUUCCAGAAAAUUAACACGCUGUAUACUUGCCCAGAGCCGCCGGUGGUGCCGGUGACGUUCCUGAAGGAGGGGUCGUACGCGCGGCUGCGGGGCUACGCCGGCGCCACCGCGCUCAACGUCUCCCUCGAGUUCCGCACUUACGAGCACCACGCGCUCCUCAUCUACCACAAAUUUAAAACUGAAGGAUACGUCAAGGUUUAUUUAGAGGAGGGCAGGGUGAAGGUGGAGCUGUCGACUGGCGGCGGGGCGGGGGGCGGGGCGACGGUGGGCGGGCCAGUGCGGCUGGACAACUUCCCCGAGCCGCAGAACGACGGGCGCUGGCACGCGCUGCUGCUGACGCUGGCGCCGGACUCGCUGCUGCUGGCGCUGGACCGCCGCCCCGUGCGCACCACCAAGCUGCUGCGCUUCCAGACUGGCCCCACCUACUACAUCGCGGGCGGCAAGGCGCCGCCGCGCGGCUUCAUCGGCUGCAUGCGCAAGAUCGCGGUGGACGGCAACUACCGCCUGCCCACCGACUGGACCAAGGAGGAGUACUGCUGCCCCAACGAGCUCGUCUUCGACGCCUGCCAGAUGAUCGACAGAUGCAACCCGAACCCCUGCGAGCACGGCGGCAGCUGCACGCAGACCGCGGACGAGUUCACCUGCCAGUGCCAGGGCACGGGCUACGCGGGCGCCGUCUGCCACACCUCGGUGCACCCGCUGUCGUGCGCGGCGUACCAGCAGGCGCUGGGCGCGUCGCGCUCCGCCGAGGUGCUGGUGGACGUGGACGGCUCCGGCCCGCUGCCCGCCUUCCCCGUCACCUGCCAGCUGCACGCGGACGGGCGCGUGGUGACGGGCGUGGCGCACAGCGCGGCGGGCUCGGCGGUGGACGGCUACCAGGAGGCGGGCAGCUUCCGCCAGGACGUGGUGUACGAGGCGUCGCGCGCGCAGCUGGAGGCGCUGCUCAACCGCUCGCACGCCUGCUCGCAGCGCCUGCACUACAUGUGCCGCCACUCGCGGCUGCUCAACUCGCCCAGCGAGGAGGCGACGUUCGCGCCGUUCGCGUGGUGGGUGUCGCGCGCGGGGCAGCGCAUGGACUCGUGGGCGGGCGCGCCGCCCGGCAGCCGCAUGUGCCGCUGCGGCGUGCUCGGCAACUGCCUCGACCCCACCAAGUGGUGCAACUGCGACGCCGAGUACUCCCCGCUCAAGCCUGAAGAGUUCCAGAUGGACGGCGGCGAGAUCACGGAGAAGGAGUACCUGCCGGUGAAGCAGCUGCGCUUCGGCGACACCGGCAGCCACCUCGACGAGAAGGAGGGCCGCUACACGCUCGGCCCGCUGCUCUGCGAGGGAGACGAUCUGUUCAGCAACGCGGUGACGUUCCGCAUCUCCGACGCGGUGAUCUCUCUGCCGACCUUCGACCUCGGCCACAGCGGAGAUAUAUACUUCGAGUUCAAGACAACCAAGGAGAACGCGGUCCUAUUGCACGCUAAGGGACCGACGGAUUAUAUCAAGCUAUCGCUGAUCGGAGGCGACCAGCUGCAGUUCCAGCUGCAGGUGGGCGACACGCCGCUCGGCGUCUCCGUAGAGACGAGCAGCCGCCUCGCAGACAACAAUUGGCACUCCGUCUCCAUCGAGCGCAACAGGAAGGAGGCUCGCGUGGUGGUGGACGGGGCGCUGAAGAACGAGAUCCGCACGGCGAAGGAGCCGGUGCGCGCGCUGCACCUCACCACGGCGCUGGCGCUGGGCGCCUCGCUCGAGCGCACUGACGGCUUCGUCGGCUGCGUGCGCGCGCUGCUGCUCAACGGACGACCCGUGGACCUGCUCGCCUACGCGCGCAGAGGUCUGUACGGCGUGUCGGAGGGAUGCCACGGCAAGUGCGAGUCGUCCCCCUGCCUCAACAACGGCACCUGUCUGGAGCGCUACGACGGCUACGGCUGCGACUGUCGCUGGACUGCCUUCAAAGGGCCCAUCUGCGCUGAUGAAAUCGGCGUGAAUCUGCGACCCAACUCAAUGGUCAAGUACGACUUCCUGGGCUCUUGGCGCUCCACUAUCAGCGAGCGCAUCCGCGUCGGCUUCACCACCACUAACCCUAAGGGUUUCCUGCUCGGCUUCUUCUCUAAUAUAACCGGCGAAUACCUCACUCUCAUGGUAUCUAAUUCAGGAUACCUCCGUGUCGUGUUUGACUUCGGUUUCGAGCGCCAGGAGAUCAUCUUCCAAGGCAAGCACUUCGGCAUGGGCCAGUACCACGACGUGCGCCUCUCGCGCAAGGACAGCGGCGCCACCAUGGUGCUGCAGGUGGACAACUACGAGACGCAGGAGUACCGGUUCAACAUCAAGGAGUCUGCGGACGCGCAGUUCAACAACAUCCAGUACAUGUACAUCGGCCGCAACGAGACCAUGAGCGAGGGCUUCGCCGGCUGCGUCUCCCGCGUCGAGUUCGACGACAUCUACCCCCUCAAGCUGCUCUUCCAGCAGGACCCGCCGCCCAACGUGCGCACCAUCGGCGGCAUCCUGCACGAGGACUUCUGCGGCGUGGAGCCGGUGACGCACCCCGCGCAGGCGCCGGAGACGCGCCCGCCGCCGCCCACCGACCUGCAGGCCGAGCUGGACUUCCACCGCACCGACGAGGCCAUCCUCGGCACGGUGCUGGCGUUCAUCUUCUUGCUGCUGGUGGUGGUGGCCGUGGUGCUGGUGCGCGCCCUCUCCAGGCACAAGGGAGAGUAUCUCACACAGGAGGAGCGCGGCGCGGAGGGCGCGGCGGACGGCGACGCGGCCGCGCUGGCCGCCGCCACCGGCGCGCGCGUCACCAAGCGCAGGGAGUUCUUCAUAUAGCACCGCACCGCCGCCGCUGCGCACUGCGCACUGCGCACUGCGCGCUCCACACUGCGCACUCUACACUGCGCACUGCGCACACUCUACAUACCUACCACGUCACAUCUCUGACGUCACAGUACAUCAGCUACUUUCAGUGACUACUUUCAUUAAAACCUGUUUAUUUCUCAGUGAUCUUAAACUAUAGUUGACUUCAGAUAAAUUAUUGAUGUAAAGCAAUGACAAAUUGCACAAUAAAUGUUAUUAAUACGCCAAAAAUUAAAUCAACAUACUUUAUAGAGCGUGUUAUGUAAUUGUAUCACAUUCCAUAAAUUAUCAUGAAUAUGACGUUAUCAUAGCCGAAAUCAGCUAUUUAUAGAUAUUUCAAAUGGCGUAAAAUGCAUCUCGUAUUGAAUCUCAAAACUAAAAACAUUUUUUUCAAAUUUCACUUAUAUUUUUAUGAUAUUUUUAUUGUCUAAGCACAAUUGAAGAUUGUUUCCAAUCCAAGAAAUGAAAUAUGAUCGAAGACGAAAUAAUUUUCACUAUCGACAUACGAGUAUAGUAACAUGCUUUUCAAUGUAUGUGAAAAGAGAGAAAUAUGUCUGGACAAUAGAAUCUUAUGGAAUGAUAUUGAGAUUGUCUCUAUGCACAGAAAAUCUUGAACUCCGUACUGCGUAUUUUACAUGAAAUGUAUUUUUAUAUGAAAAUGACACGAUUUAAUGACUUUAUUUAGAUUUAUUUUAGUUUGUAAUUAUUUGUAUAUUAGCGUAUAUAUUUUGCUAUAUUAUUUUAUACGGUUUAUAAUUGUAAGAUUUGUUUUGUGUGAAUGAAAGUGUGUUAAUUUUUCUGAUUUAAAUCAUUCUUAAAUUAAAAAUUUAAUGAAAAUAUCACAGAAAUGACGAGUUUUUUAAGUAUAAUUUGUAUCGGAAACUAUGUGCUAAAAUUACGUUUUUUUUUUAAUAAGCUUAUAUUUGCUAUCAAAAUGUCUGAAAAAGUAAAUGUACAAAUGUGUUUAAAUUUUUGUAUGUACAAAAUACGCGUGACUUGGACAAAAAAAUCUGCAAAUGUUAAUAUAUAUGCAGAAUAUAUAUUUGUAGAUGUAAGAACACGCUGUAUCUCAUACCGUACAAACUUUGUAUUUUUAUAUAAAUGAAUCUCAACACAUAUUUUAUUUAAGUAGUAUAUAGGGUGUUUCAUACAAAGUUCGCUUUUUUUUAUUUUUCCGUCCAAAAGCCAUUUCGUUACUUAAGCGUGUGAUUUCUUUAGGUUUAUUUUUCUGUGCGACUUUUAGAUGUAUUUUAUUUUUGAAAUGAAAUUAAACAUUUUAGGUUA